CCACUAGAUGUAGCUAUUUGUUAAGAAAUAAAAUAACCAUAUGUUUUUUUUCUUCUUAGUUAUUGUAUGUAUGGAGCAGCACAAAACCUGUUAGUCUGCUAACUCAUCUAAUCCCCAAGGACAUGCAAAUGUCUUCAUGCAGAAUAGUUUAAGGCCAGUCAGCCAAACAUGGUGUGGGCGUGUAACAGGAAGUACAUUUUGAGUAUAUUUCGGCACUUCAGUUUCAUUUCAGUCAUUUCAUCAUGGGUGGCAGAGGAAAACCACGGAGGGCAAAGAGUCCUAAUUUAAACCUGAAAGAAUUUAAUCCAGAAUCUCCAGUGAGUUUGAGUCCUACAACCUUCGAAGAAGAGGAGCAGAAUGAAACCACAAAAAGACCAAAGAAGAGAGACCAGCAACAACGAAAACAACCCGAAGAGAAGCCGUGUGCACCAAAAGCUGUAAGAGGAAGGACCACAAAACAUUCUACAGAGGAGGCUAACAAGCAGCAAGAUGUGCCAGCAGACAGCACAAAAACAAAGACGUAUUCUGCCAGGAAAAAUUCUAAGGAAACGACCCCAGGGGAUGCUGCACACACACAGCUGAAGCCAGAGACACCCAAGGAUAUCAUAAAGGCCCCUCUAAAAAUCUCUAAAGUCAAAGCCCCUAAUGGUAAGGCCGAAGACUUAAAUACAGAGGUCCAACCUGUACAGAAAAUAAAGACAGAGCCGAGUACAGCAGCAACAACAAAGUCGGCUGCUGCAAACACGACAAGAGAUAAAACGUUUGCUAACAAAGCUGCAUGUGGGAGGACUGAAGCACAGCCAGAUGGUUCUGAGGAAUUUCUAACAGGCAGGGCUGAGGACAAGGAAAAAGUUUACAGGAUGAUUCUGGGUAAACUGAAGAUUAAGAAGGUGGAUAGAUCUAAAGCAGCUCAUGUCAUAAAUGAUUUUAUAAAACAGCUAAUCGAAUAUUUGAAAAAAAGUGAAAGUUUCAAGGAAGUCGAACAACUACGUACAGGAAGUUACUAUGAAAACCUAAAAGUAAGUCUAUUUUAUUUCCUCAAUAUAUUAAGUGUACACAUGGUUCAUAUUAUUCUAUUAAUUGAAGUUUAUUACACGAUCUUAUUUAUCUGUAUACAGAUUUCUAAUCCAGACGAGUUUGACGUCAUGCUGCCCAUCCCGGUUGCUCGAGUUCAGAUUGACCCUUUUGGAACUAAUGGAGCCUUUUAUAGUGUGCAAUUAAAACGUGGUCCGGAGCCAUUGCUGAAAUUCCAAAAGAACAUUUUAUCCAGCUAUGAAAUGCUCAAAGACUUCAGAGAGGAAGUGAAGACAUUUGCUAAAAAACAGUCAGAAUGGAAGCUGACAAGAAAGAAACCAGGCUGCCCUGCAGUGACUCUGACUACAGAAAUAGAGUCAACUACCAUUUCCCUAGAUGUUGUCCUCUGUCUUGAAGUUAGGUCAAGCUGGCCACAAUUCACCAAAGAUGGUUUUAAAAUUGAGAGGUGGCUUGGAAAAAAAGUAAGGCAGGAUCACAAAUGGAAGCCAUUUUAUCUUGUCCCAAAAUAUGAAGGCAAAGGAAACGUAGAAAAGGAUGGUGUCCUUGCCAAAGAAGCUUGGAGGGUUUCCUUUUCUCACAUUGAGAAGGACAUAAUGAAAAAUCAUGGAUCGGAAAAGACAUGCUGUGAAAAAGGCGGAGCAAGUUGCUGCAGGAAAGACUGUUUAAAACUUCUCAAACAUCUUCUACACCUGUGUAAAGAGAAAAACUCAGACUUGGACAAGUUCUGCUCGUACCAUGUGAAGACUACACUCUUCCACGCCUGCUGCUCCAGAACUAAAGACAACGAAUGGAAGGCCUCAGAUCUGAGUCGCUGCUUUGAGACUCUCCUGCAGGACUUUGAAGGUUACUUAAGAAAUGGUGAACUUAGCAACUUUUUCAUCCCUAGUCAGAACCUGCUCUCUGACAUUGCAAAGAGUGAGUGUAUAACUUUAGCGGACUGUAUCAAGGAACAACGCGAAAUGGGGUUUCCUGUUUUUAAACAAGAUCUUGGAAUUUCACCUUAGGUGCUGGGUUAGAGUUGCUUUUAUUCUGACCACAUGUGAAAUGUCCUUUAAGUGAAGGAUGAGGAACUAAACCCAAUAUUAUUUCAAUGAAAAGAAACAACUGUCUUAUGAUUCUUAUGAUGCUUAAUUUUGUUGUUUUGGCAGCUACAAUUAAAAAAAAAAUUGGCAAUUGUUGCCUAAACAUUUCCUAUUUCUAUAUUUAAUUCAAAUAUAAAACUGGACUUGAACACAUCUAUAAGUAAACCUUAUCUGAUGCUGAGGUAGUGGGCAUCCACAGGGGUCCAGAUUACACAGAAAACGAGUCCAGCCUGUUAGACCGAUGGGUUCGUUUUGAAAUGAUCAGUCCUUUGAUUCUGUUCCUUUUUCUGUGGAUGAAGCUCUUAAAGCUCUCCUCUCACUGGACACUAAAAAAAUUGCAAAUCCAAAUAUUUUACAAAUAUAGUUUCUGAAAAUUUCAGCUGACGUCAUUGCAAAAACCUUUAACAAGCAUUUUUCAUUUGGCUCUCACUCAAAAUGUCAUCUCAAAAGCUUAGAAAUCUCUGUGUACUCUGUUAAAAGGAGGGGACCUUACCUUGACAGUUAGACUUAUUUCCAGUUUUUAUUUGUUUUGUCAAAUUUUCUUGAAGGGUUAGCAAGUAAAGAUUUUUUUGAGAAAUAACAUUAUUUCUUUGUAAAAAUAAAGAAAAAAUAUCACAGCAUCUUUAAAAAUGGUUAAUGAUGAAAUUGAACCAAUGGACAAGAAAGAAUAUCAACUUUUUUUUCUAUCUUUUAAAGCCAACAAAGAGCAGCCAUUGCUCAACAAUACGGAGAUCAGCAGAGCAAACAUAGGCUAGCUUAAAAAUGACCUCUCUGAGGUCUCAGUGUGUUAAGUAUGAAGGUAUUUUGUCUAAUGUAUUACAUGUCAUGGGUCCCCCCAAGGUUUUACUUUGAGGCCACUUUUAUUUACUGUUUAUGUUAAGAAUUUAGGUUUGAGUGGUUCAAACUUUACUUUGUUUAUACUGAUAAGGUCAUUUACUGCCAAGACUCUACCCUCAAUCUCCAUUUUUUGCAGGCUGAUUUGAUAUGGUAGUUCUGCUUGAGAAGAAUGCUAUAAAAACUGAAAUAAAGGCAUUAAAAUUGUAACCCUGCACUUUGAAAUGAUGCAGUAAAAGCAUUUAGGUGUUUUAUUUUAUGGACUUUUAAUUUUCAGACCUCAUCCUGAAAACCUCUAAGAAGCAGAAGCUAAGUUUUUUUUUCAGUAUCAAAUAUUGUUUAUCCAUUAGUGACAGUAAAUAAACUGAGGCUACGUUCCUUCCUCUGCUACAUUAUGGCGAUCUGCUGUGCAUGCACACCCCAGCUCAAUGCUUGCAACGAUGGGACAUUGUUUACUACUUUUGUGCUUUGAAGUUUGUUACAGGCUGCAGAAAAUUGUGUAGCAAGUCUUGUACCCUAUGCCAGAACUUGGUAGCCUUCCCUGGCUAAAGACAGACUAACACAUUGGUACAUUUUUAUUUAUGUCCCCACUUUUAGUCCAUUUCCUUUUAACCUUUGUUAAUACAUAUAACUUUUGCUGUUUUUAUCUAGCAUUUUGCUGUUUUUAUCUAGUAUUUUGCUGUUUUUAUCUAGCAUUUUGCUUGGUGCUGCUGUGUUCAGACUUGGGACUCUGUUGAAAAAAGUAUUUUGUGAUCUCAAUGAGAGUUACCUGAUUGAAUAAAUAAAAAAAAUACAUGAAAAAAAAA
This is a messenger RNA of Austrofundulus limnaeus, 3757 nucleotides long. RefSeq names its product cyclic GMP-AMP synthase a (gene cgasa). Gene Ontology annotation, molecular function: 2',3'-cyclic GMP-AMP synthase activity; chromatin binding; double-stranded DNA binding. Gene Ontology annotation, cellular component: cytosol; site of double-strand break; nucleus. Gene Ontology annotation, biological process: positive regulation of defense response to virus by host; positive regulation of type I interferon production; activation of innate immune response. Bases 243 to 2039 code for a protein of 598 amino acids. NCBI's taxonomy places the organism in Eukaryota, Metazoa, Chordata, Actinopteri, Cyprinodontiformes, Rivulidae. The record is from RefSeq and is a predicted model, not a curated record. The transcript has 4 exons.